Mangifera indica (mango) is the source of this 1752-nucleotide messenger RNA. RefSeq names its product pentatricopeptide repeat-containing protein At4g14190, chloroplastic. The record is from RefSeq and is a predicted model, not a curated record. NCBI's taxonomy places the organism in Eukaryota, Viridiplantae, Streptophyta, Magnoliopsida, Sapindales, Anacardiaceae. Bases 33 to 1499 code for a protein of 488 amino acids. The transcript is spliced from 2 exons. Gene Ontology annotation, molecular function: protein binding.
UUAUUUUGUGUUUGCUGUGCAUUUGAAGAACAAUGGAUAAUGCGAUGUCCCUGCAACUGCAGAGCCAUAGAAUCCCUUACAAAAACAACUUUUUCUUCAAAAACCUUCUCCGAAAACCCUUAACUUUAUCUCUCCCUAAUUCAACCAAACACACAACUCUUCUCGUUGAGACCUACCAUCAACACCAAGCGCUUAAAGCCUUGAUUCACAGGCUUAAUCACAUCCAUUCUUGCCCUUUGAAAAUACUUCAACAUGACGGAGAUUGGAGCAAGUCUCACUUCUGGGCUGUCAUCCGCUUCCUUCAAAUUUCCUCCAGGUCAGCUUUAAUUCCCCAGGUGUUUGAUUUGUGGGUAAAUGUGGAGAAGUCACGCAUUAAUGAAUCAAACUAUGAAAAGAUUAUUGGGUUGUUAUGUGAAGAGGGUUUGAUGGGAGAAGCUGUAAGUGCACUUGAAGAUAUGAAGCAUAAUAAUCUUAGACCUUCUUUAGAGAUUUACAAUUCCAUGAUUCAUGGUUAUUCCCGAAGCAGGAUGUUCGAAGAUGCUUUGUUUUUCCUUUAUGAGAUGAGGGGAAUUGGUUUGAAACCUAAAACUAAUACCUAUAAUGGUCUUAUACAAUCUUAUGGAAAAUAUAAAAUGUAUAGUAACAUUGAUAUGUGUUUGAAGGAGAUGAAAUUAGAUGGGUGUUUACCUGAUCAAAUUACAUAUAAUUUGCUUAUUCGAGAGUUUGCACGAGGCGGUCUGUUCAAAAGAAUGGAAGGGGCAUAUAGAAGUCUGCGUUCGAAUAGAAUGCAUUUAGAUUCAUCUACUUUUGAUGCAAUGCUUGAGGCUUACAUUAACUUUGGGAGCUUGAAGGACAUAGAGAAGGUUUAUAAAAGUUCACUGAAAUCAAAUACUUUUUUAAAGGAGGAUUUGAUUAGAAAACUGGCUGAGGUUUAUAUUAAAAACCUUAUGUUUUCAAGACUAGAUGACUUGGGGGAUGAUCUUGCUUCAAGAACUGGUAGGACUGAUCUUGUCUGGUGUUUGCGCAUCCUUUCUCAUGCUUGUCUUUUGAGUCGAAGAGGCAUGGAGCUUGUUGUGCAGGAGAUGGAAGAUGCUAAAGUUCCUUGGAAUAUAUCGAUUGCAAAUAUUAUCUUGCUUGCUUUUUUAAAAAAGAAAGAUUUUACUCACUUGAAACUCUUAUUCUUUGAACUUCCAAAUCAUGGUGUGAAACCAGAUAUAGUUACCUUUGGAAUUCUGUUUGAUGCAAGAAGCUUUGGCUUUGAUGUGACUGGGAUUUUAGUAAUGUGGAGAAGGAUAGGGCUUCUUGACGAAUCUGUAGAUGUAAACACAGACCCUUUGGUUCUUACUGCAUAUGGGAAAGGGAACUUCCUUCAAAGUCUUGAAGAUCUGUAUUUGUCCCUUGAUCCUAGGGCUAGAGAAAAGAGCUGGACGUAUCAGAAUCUAAUUGAUUUACUGGAGAAACAAAAUAGACGUCAGCUUCAAAACAAAUACUUUGAAUGAAGCUCAGAAACUGUGGCUUAGGUUCAUUAGUGAAUGAAGCUCAGAAACCGUGGCUUACAUUCAUUAGAACUGGCAUGAAUUUGUAUGUACCAAAAAUUAAGUGGUACUUUCUGGAAACAAGGCUGGACUGGUGCUGCUUCGACAGACCAAAAUGUUGUAUUGUAAUAUGUGUUAAGGUGGCACUUCCCAGAAAAUAUGAGGAUUUUACUGUGUUUAUGCUAGUGAUAUUGCUGGAAUAUUUUCUUGUUCUCAA